AUGACGGGUCCUGGUUGGUGCUGAUGAGCUGUUUCACCUUUUCUCUUUUGUCAGAGCACCAUCACACUGAUCCUGGCCACAGACAUGGCACGGCACGGUGAGAUAUUGGACUCUUUCAAACAAAAAGUGGACCACUUUGACUACAACGAUGAGGAGCACGCUACAUGUUUGAAGAUGGUGCUCAUAAAGUGCUGUGACAUCUCUAAUGAGGUUCGACCCAUGGAGGUGGCUGAACCCUGGGUGGACUGUCUGCUAGAGGAGUACUUCAUGCAGAGUGACAGGGAAAAGGCUGAAGCUUCCAGUGGCUCCAUUCAUGGAUAGAGAAAAGGUCACCAAAGCCACCGCUCAGAUCGGCUUCAUCAAGUUUGUCCUCAUCCCCAUGUUCGAGACUGUU
Molecule: messenger RNA, 394 nt
Organism: Thalassophryne amazonica
Lineage: Eukaryota; Metazoa; Chordata; Actinopteri; Batrachoidiformes; Batrachoididae
Product: high affinity cGMP-specific 3',5'-cyclic phosphodiesterase 9A-like
Exons: 3
Coding region: 85-321 (78 amino acids)
Biological process (GO): cGMP catabolic process
Molecular function (GO): 3',5'-cyclic-GMP phosphodiesterase activity
Source: RefSeq, a predicted model, not a curated record